This is a messenger RNA of Coregonus clupeaformis (lake whitefish), 691 nucleotides long. NCBI's taxonomy places the organism in Eukaryota, Metazoa, Chordata, Actinopteri, Salmoniformes, Salmonidae. The record is from the annotation of a RefSeq genome assembly.
AUGGCACAUCCCUCACAACUAGGAUUCCAAGACGCGGCCUCACCUGUAAUAGAAGAACUUCUUCACUUCCACGACCAUGCUCUUAUGAUUGUUCUUCUUAUCAGCACACUAGUGCUUUAUAUCAUCGUAGCAAUAGUCUCUACUAAACUUACUAACAAAUAUAUCCUCGAUUCUCAAGAAAUUGAGAUCGUUUGAACUAUCCUUCCAGCAGUUAUUCUUAUUCUUAUCGCUCUCCCCUCCCUCCGAAUUCUCUAUCUUAUAGACGAAAUUAAUGACCCCCACCUUACCAUCAAAGCAAUGGGACACCAGUGAUACUGAAGUUACGAAUACACUGACUAUGAGGACCUGGGCUUUGACUCCUACAUAAUCCCCACCCAAGACCUAAUCCCCGGGCAAUUUCGCCUGUUAGAAGCAGACCACCGAAUAGUGGUCCCCGUGGAAUCUCCAAUCCGAGUUCUAAUCUCAGCUGAAGAUGUCCUUCAUUCCUGAGCUGUCCCUUCUUUAGGUGUAAAAAUAGACGCCGUCCCCGGACGUUUAAAUCAAACAGCCUUUAUUGCCUCUCGACCCGGGGUGUUCUACGGACAGUGUUCUGAAAUUUGCGGUGCUAACCACAGCUUCAUGCCCAUCGUUGUCGAAGCAGUGCCCCUUGAACACUUCGAGAAAUGAUCCACUAUAAUACUUGAAGAUGCCU